UGACGCGCUGAGGGGAACUCGAGGCACCUCGACAGCUUCCUUCAUCCGUGACAAACUGCUCACCGUUUUACUCUCCUCCUGACACGGAAAUUAGGUUGGCGCAGUUCUCGAUUACGGCGGUUUUUCUUUUUCAUGCACACACCGACAACGUAAGCAGCCUUUCUCUCAGGUAACGCGAGCCAAUAAACGCUCACGGACGGUGGCCAAACACGCGAGCUCACGGAAAAGGAGGCGGGAACCUCGCGCACCUUCAGAGGACGCGGAGCUAGUGCGCGCGCACUCACUCAGCUCGAGCACACACGGAGCAGCAGCUUCACGGGCUCAAACCGGCGGAUUGCAGAAGGGGCAGGUGGACGUCUGCGCAGACUACCACCUCCACUUGGCGGUCUAAAAGCACCUCGGUGGAAAUUUGGCCACUUAAGCCCUUCCGUGAUCUCGGUGUCAUUUGUCACAAAUACAUGCCGUUCAAGUGGUCGUAGUAAACCGUUCCUCGAGAUGGAAAACGCCCACACUAAAUCUGCACCAGAAGUUUUAGCAAACUUCGGUGUGAAUGAAAACACUGGACUCACGUUGGAACAAGUGAAAAUUCAUUUCGAAAGAUAUGGACCAAACGAGCUCCCAGCUGAAGAAGGUAAAUCAUUGUGGGAGUUGGUGGUGGAGCAGUUUGAGGACCUCCUGGUGAGGAUUCUGCUGCUGGCAGCUUGCGUGUCUUUCGUGUUGGCCCUGUUUGAGGAGGGGGAGGAGACGACCACAGCUUUCGUGGAGCCUAUUGUCAUCCUGCUCAUUCUGGUGGCCAACGCAGUCAUUGGAGUCUGGCAGGAGCGAAAUGCAGAGAGUGCCAUCGAGGCUCUGAAAGAAUACGAGCCAGAGAUGGGCAAAGUCUACCGCAUGAACCGCACAGCCGUCCAGAGGAUCAAAGCUCGAGAUAUUGUGCCUGGAGAUAUUGUGGAGGUUUCUGUUGGAGACAAGGUCCCAGCAGAUAUCAGGAUCACUUCAAUCAAAUCUACCACCCUAAGAGUGGACCAGUCCAUUCUCACAGGUGAAUCUGUGUCUGUUAUCAAACACACUGAUCCCGUGCCAGAUCCACGAGCUGUCAAUCAAGACAAAAAGAACAUGCUGUUUUCUGGCACAAACAUUGCUGCGGGUCGGGCCAUAGGUGUUGUCAUCUCCACUGGCGUUUCCACCGAAAUCGGUAAGAUCCGUAACCAGAUGGCGUCAACCGAGCAGGAGAAGACCCCGUUGCAGCAGAAGCUGGAUGAGUUUGGCCAACAGCUCUCAAAGGUCAUUUCAUUAAUCUGCGUCGCUGUCUGGGUCAUUAACAUCGGCCAUUUCGCCGACCCGGUCCACGGUGGCUCCUGGAUUCGAGGUGCGAUCUACUAUUUCAAGAUAGCUGUGGCCUUGGCAGUUGCAGCCAUCCCGGAGGGUCUGCCAGCUGUCAUCACCACCUGCCUGGCGUUGGGCACCCGUCGCAUGGCCAAGAAAAAUGCCAUUGUCCGUUCUCUGCCCUCAGUGGAGACGCUGGGAUGCACCUCCGUUAUCUGCUCAGACAAGACAGGGACCCUGACAACCAACCAGAUGUCUGUCUGCAGGAUGUUUGUGCUUAAUAAGGCUGAUGACACCAGCUGCUCCCUGCAUGAGUUCACCAUCACCGGCUCAACCUAUGCACCGGAGGGACAUGUGCUGAAAGCCGACAAGCCAGUGCAGUGUGGAGAUUAUGAUGGUCUGGUGGAACUGGCUACUAUUUGCUCCCUGUGCAAUGACUCCUCACUGGACUAUAAUGAGGCCAAAGGAGUAUACGAGAAAGUGGGUGAGGCCACAGAAACUGCGCUCACGACUCUGGUGGAGAAAAUGAACGUAUUUAAAACGGACCUGUCUGGACUCAGCAAAGUGGACCGAGCUUCAGCGUGCAACUCGAUUUUCAAAAAGCUAAUGCAGAAAAAAUUCACACUGGAGUUUUCCAGAGACAGGAAGUCCAUGUCUGUGUACUGCACUCCCAGUGGCUCGAACUCUCAGAGCAAGAUGUUUAUCAAGGGUGCUCCAGAAGGUGUGAUUGACCGUUGUCAGUUUGUGCGUGUUGGUAAAGACCGUGUCCCAUUGACCACGGCGGUAAAGGAGGAGCUGAUGAGCACUAUUAGAGACUGGGGGGCAGGCAGGGACACACUGCGCUGCUUGGCUUUGGCCACACGAGACUCUCCCCCUCCUGAGGACAAAAUGGACCUCGAAAACUCUGCCAAGUUCUCGGAGUACGAGUCAAGUCUGACCUUCGUUGGCUGUGUGGGGAUGUUGGAUCCACCCAGAAAGGAGGUGAUUGGCUCAAUAAAGCUGUGCAGUAAGGCCGGUAUACGUGUCAUCAUGAUCACUGGGGACAACAAGGGCACCGCCGUGGCCAUCUGCAGACGCAUUGGCAUUUUCAAUGAGGAUGAAGAUGUGGAAGGAAGAGCCUACACGGGCAGAGAGUUCGAUGACCUGACUCCAGAGGCCCAGCGAGACGCUGUGAAAAAGGCACGGUGCUUUGCCCGUGUGGAGCCUGCACACAAGUCAAAGAUCGUUGCUUACCUACAGUCCUUUGAUGAGAUCACAGCGAUGACUGGAGAUGGCGUGAACGAUGCCCCUGCUUUAAAAAAGGCUGAAAUUGGCAUCGCCAUGGGCUCAGGCACAGCUGUAGCCAAGUCAGCCUCGGAGAUGGUGCUCUCUGAUGAUAACUUCUCCACCAUCGUGGCCGCAGUUGAAGAGGGACGAGCCAUCUACAACAACAUGAAGCAGUUUAUCCGUUACCUCAUCUCCUCCAACGUGGGAGAGGUGGUGUGUAUUUUCCUGACAGCAAUCCUUGGCCUACCUGAGGCUCUGAUCCCCGUCCAGUUGUUGUGGGUGAACCUGGUGACAGAUGGUCUGCCAGCCACUGCCCUGGGCUUCAACCCCCCUGAUCUGGACAUCAUGGACAAGCCCCCCAGAAACCCUAAAGAGUCUCUCAUCUCUGGCUGGCUCUUCUUCAGAUACCUGGCCAUUGGAGGAUAUGUGGGUCUAGGCACUGUCAGUGCUGCCACCUGGUGGUAUUUGUUUGAUGAAGAUGGGCCACAGGUGUCUUUUUAUCAGCUGAGGCACUUUAUGCAGUGUACAGAAGAGAAUCCCAUGUUUCAAGGCAUUGACUGUGAGGUCUUUGAGUCCCGUUACCCCACCACCAUGGCUCUUUCUGUGCUUGUUACCAUAGAGAUGUUCAAUGCUCUUAACAGCCUGUCAGAGAAUCAGUCUCUGCUGAGGAUGCCACCCUGGGUGAAUAUAUGGCUGCUAGGGGCAAUAAUCCUUUCCUUAUCUCUCCACUUCCUCAUCCUGUAUGUGGAGCCUCUACCGCUGAUCUUCCAGGUAACUCCACUGAGUUGUUCCCAAUGGAUCAUAGUCCUCAAGAUCUCAAUUCCUGUCAUCCUAUUGGAUGAAGCACUCAAGUAUAUCUCCCGCCACCACUUAGAAGGUGAAGAGGAGGAAAGGUACAGGAAGAGUCGGCAGCUGAAAUUCUAGGACAACUUCCUCCAGACACACAUGAACACACACACAUGCGCACCCCUGCCUCUUUCCCCCAAGCUUUUAAGACUGCGCCCCGUGCAUACACACACUCACACACACACACACACGCUUGUCAUCACUUAUCCUGUGUCUUCGCUGCAUGUCCAGCCACCACUAAAACAAGCAGGGCUUGUAGUUUGUGUUACUGUGUGUGUGUUUGUGUGAGAGCGAGAGAUUAGGUGUGUGCGUGUGUGUUGGCAUGUGCAUGGACCUAAUUCAAUCAUGUCAAGCACUUGUGACCAUUUGUUUUCUUUUAUCUUGCUUUUUAGCAUUCAUGUCCUUGCUGUACAUAGUAGGGCAGUUUCUGGUGCCGCUUGAGGGAGAAGAAGAGGGUUUGACGUUAAACUUUGGGGUAUUACGGGUUCAAUUCUCUCCCUUUACACGAGGAGAGAUUCUAAUUUUAAAAAAGGAGACGAUGGAGAUGGCACCAUGGGCAUCUUUUACUGUGUGAAUAUUCCCGUUUGGACAGAAUGGCCAGUUUCUUAAGUGGUCAACUCCAGUGUCUCUCUCGUUCCGCUCCUCUUUACAGAUGGGAUGGCCACGUACAGUGCUGAGAGUUCAUUCUCUUAGCCAUAAGUUUCAUUUAGAUAGCCGUUAACAUAAGGCUAACCUGGCAGCAGAUGUAUUUUUUGUUUUUGUUUUAAGAUUAAGUCUAAAAUAGGUGCCACUUAAACCUGAGAAUGUUGAAACAUACUACAUUCUGGAUUCAAGGAUAUGUGAAAUAGGCCCAGGAAUUAAUUUCACCUACAAAACAUUUCAAAACGAUCCAAAUUAUUUACAUAUGAUCACAAACACAAAGGGAGCAACUGCUCUAUCCCAGACAUCUCUUCUACUCUAGUCUAGAGUGAACUCCAGUUGAACACUAGUAACUAUGUGCUGCAAGUAAAUCUGUCCAAACGUGGUGCAACCUGCCACAUGCUGUAAGUAUUGAUAUCUUCUGCAGGUUUUGAAUAUGAUCAGAGGGAAGGAGAAGGAAAGAAAGGGAUUUGUUCACUGACGUGAAGGGCAGUCCAAGUCUGCAUCAUUGCUUGUUGGGACAGCUUUGAUGUGUAACAUUAUCUGACUCACUUCUCCACACAAACACAUGCACCCUCAUUACGGAGUAAAGGGCUCUCACUUGAAUGUACUUUUACUCGCUUCUUCUCUGUACCGUCUUAUCCUUUGAAAUGUAACCAAAGUGAGAGAUUCACCUUCUCAUCCUUCUUUAAUCCUGUAUGCUGCCAAAUGGCUUCUUCGUUUGCUUUUGUUUUUCUUCCUCCAUAUUCUACAUUUGGGUUGAGUUAAUAUCAUCAUCAUGAACACAGAAACACUUUUAUCGCAGUGGGGCUAACAUGCUUGUCGUGCAUCCUGUCCACAGAGGGACGACUCUCUACCGCUAGUGCUUUUCUUGCAAUUUUGCUGAACUUUGCGACUUUUUUUUUUUAAAUAAAGUAAUAAUAAUGUAUUUGACUGAAAGAACCCAGGUGGUUUAGUUUGUCAGUUUUGCUGUUAAGGGUAUCAAAUGCCUUCAUCGAUCUGUUGGGAAUGCGGGUGUGCUGUUAUCAGACAAAUUGGCAAACCAAGUACGCCUGUGCCUGGUGUCAUUAUGCUUGCCGUGGUAAAAACGCAGUGUGAAGAGUCUGUGUCCGCUUGUUAGCUGUGACUGGUGUGAGCAUCCUUUUGUCACAGUCUAGAGUCAUCUGUUCUCCCAGCAACAAAUGUGAGUGGUGUAAAUGCUAUUUUAAAGGCAAGCUCUGUGUCCCAUGUGCUUUCACACCUUUAGCUAUUUCAAUGGCAACAUAUUACCAUGCAACUUUAGGGACAGCGUAUCGACACGAGGCAGUAAGGCAGCUUGUAUUCAUCACACUAGCAUCCGCACCAAUAGAAAAUGUGGGCUUUGUACAGCCUUGCUAAUAACUACUGAUCUAUUGAACUCUUCUUGUACAGAAAAAAGAAACUAAAUACCUGAUUGCAUGGAACCUUGUUACUGUAAUUAAUAACCUAUACAGUAUAUUACAUUUAUUUUUAAAUAAUGGCUUAAAUGAAACAUCAACACCCAGAAGAGAACAGUUUUUUUUUCUGCAUUCAAGUAACUAAAGAUGGAGAAUAUUUUUUAGAUUAGUGGAGGUUGUUUAUUCAUUGUAACAGAUUGUUUUUAAGGGUUGCAGGGGGUUUUGUGUCUUUUACAUUUAGAUUAGGAGUUGUAAAAUAAAAAUAAGAAUUGUCCUAAUGAUCAUUUUGCAACUUAUAAUUGGGUUUAAAUGUAGGAGGAUUUUUGGUUUUUCUUUUGUUGGAUUGUUCUGGAAAAGGACUUGUGUUUUACAGAGUGACGUCCAGUAGUCCAUACUGGUUUAUGGGAGAAGUCGUUCUCUUGAAAGGCUUAUUUUGGGUACUGUGCCUCCAGGUGUAUGAAAUGUCUGUGUGUUAUGCAGAAAAUUGGACGUCCACUUUGUAAAUCUAUUUCAAUUCAUAUUCAAAAACUAGUCGAAUAUUUUUUUUUCUCACUUUUUUGAACUUCUUUUGUUGGUGCUUCUCCCACAUACCGUUUUUAUCAAACAAUGCUGAAUGUUUUCAUUCUGAAACGUAAUUGAUUGUUCGCUAUGAACACUCUCGAAAGGCUGACAAUCAGGAGAGCAAACACAAGAUUGUAGUGACGUUUCCCUCCAUUGGUUUCUGAGCACAGUGUGGUCCUGAGAUGAUCAGUUCGUCCUGGACGGCUGUCUUUCUGCCUGCGCACAAACCGGCUGGAGCUUUGCACCCACUACUGAGAAAGAAAGAAUUCUCUGUUAAACGCCUUGGUAAUAUUAAUUGUGGAUACAUAAUUUUAUAUAUAUGAAAAACACAUGUCAAAUAAAGAUUAUUUAUCUUCUAAUUUA
Carassius gibelio (silver crucian carp) is the source of this 6413-nucleotide messenger RNA. RefSeq names its product sarcoplasmic/endoplasmic reticulum calcium ATPase 1. Gene Ontology annotation, cellular component: membrane. The transcript is spliced from 21 exons. Lineage: Eukaryota; Metazoa; Chordata; Actinopteri; Cypriniformes; Cyprinidae. The coding region runs from base 496 to 3513 and encodes 1005 amino acids. Gene Ontology annotation, biological process: calcium ion transmembrane transport; intracellular calcium ion homeostasis. Gene Ontology annotation, molecular function: ATP hydrolysis activity; P-type calcium transporter activity; ATP binding. The record is from RefSeq and is a predicted model, not a curated record.